CGAGCGGACGUGUCGCUAGGCGGUGGGCGCGGCUCCCUCCAACGGCCGACACCUGCGCGGGGGCGGGCGGGGCGGGACCACGCGUGGCUCCGCCCUGCUGUACCUACAGGCGGCUACCCCGCCCCGCGCCGCUCGCCGCUACCAAUAGGCACCCGUCUCCCGCCUCCUCCCUACGCUGUUUGCGCAGGCAGCGCUGUUUCCGCAGCAGUUAGAAGUGCUGGGUGGCUCUGGUACUCAGGAGUGCGAUGUAACCCGCCAGAGAAAAUGGCGGCGGCAGGGAAUCGCACCUCGUCGUUGGGAUUAUCUUCGGGCAGCGGCGAGGAGGCGGCCGCUGCUGCUGCCUGCGGGAGCUUGAAGGGCGGCGUGGUCGCGGGGAGUGUCGCCGGGAGCAGCGGAGGGCUCCUGCGGGAGGCGGGCGGCAGCGGCUGCCGGGAGCAGCGCUCUGACUGGAGGCGGAAGCAACUGCGCAAAGUGCGGAGUGUGGAGCUGGACCGGCUGCCCGAGGCUCCCCUCUUCCUCGCCGCCGCCCCGGCCGCCGACUGCUCCUCCUCCUCGCCAGAGCCCCCCGAGACUCUCCUGCUUCACUACCUGCCCAGGCCGCCCCGCUCCAGCCCCGCUAGCCCGGCUGCCUCCCCUAGCCGUUGCGCUGAGAUCCUGGAGCCGCUGCCGGCGGGGAUCCCAGCGGGGACCGACACUGUCGCGGAGCGGAGGAUGGAGCCGUCCCCCCCGUCGAGUCGUGACAUGGAGAAUAAGGAAACCCUCAGGGGACUGCAGAAGAUGGAUGACCGCCCAGAAGAGCGCAUGAUCAGGGAGAAACUGAAGGCAACAUGUAUGCCAGCCUGGAAGCAUGAAUGGCUGGAAAGAAGAAGCAGGAGAGGCCCUGUAGUGGUGAAACCUAUCCUUGGGAAAGGAGAUGGAUUGGAAAGUAACAAACUCUCUCUAGAACCUCAGGUUGAAGGACAAAGCACUGCUGCUUCACCUACACAGAAAGGAAGACGUAGUCCUUCUCCUAGUAGCUCUUCUUCGUCAUCUAGAACAGCUAAAUCUGAAUCACCAGGUGUUAGAAGAAAAAGGGUAUCUCCAGUGCCUUUUCAGAGUGGACGGAUAACACCACCUCGAAGAGCCCCAUCUCCAGAUGGUUUCUCCCCUUACAGUCCAGAGGAAACAAAUCGUCGUGUCAACAAAGUUAUGCGAGCCCGGCUGUACUUACUGCAGCAGAUAGGACCUAACUCUUUCCUAAUUGGGGGAGACAGCCCUGACAAUAAAUACAGAGUGUUUAUUGGGCCUCAGACUUGUAGCUGUGGACGUGGGACAUUUUGUAUUCAUCUGCUGUUUGUUAUGCUGCGGGUGUUCCAGCUUGAACCCUCAGACCCCAUGCUCUGGAGAAAGACACUGAAGAACUUUGAGGUUGAGAGUUUGUUCCAGAAAUAUCACAGUAGGCGUAGCUCGAGGAUCAAAGCUCCAUCUCGUAACACCAUCCAGAAGUUUGUCUCACGCAUGUCAAAUUCCCAUACAUUGUCAUCAUCUAGUACUUCUACAUCUAGUUCAGAAAACAGUAUGAAGGAUGAAGAAGAACAGAUGUGCCCCAUUUGUUUGUUAGGCAUGUUGGAUGAAGAGAGCCUAACUGUGUGUGAAGAUGGCUGCAGGAACAAAUUACACCACCACUGCAUGUCAAUAUGGGCAGAAGAAUGCAGAAGAAACAGAGAGCCGCUUAUCUGUCCUCUUUGCAGAUCUAAAUGGAGAUCUCAUGAUUUCUAUAGUCAUGAAUUGCCAAGCUCAGUGGAUUCUUCUGUUCUCCAUGUGGUUCAGCAACAAACUCAGCAGCAGUCUACAAGUGGAUCACAGAGAAGAGCUCAAGAUAGCAAUUUUAACCUCCCUCAUUAUGGGGUCCAGCAGAUACCUUCUGCCUAUAAAGAUUUAGCUGAGCCUUGGAUUCAGGUAUUUGGAAUGGAGUUAGUUGGCUGCUUGUUUUCUCGAAACUGGAAUAUACGAGAGAUGGCACUUAGACGUCUUUCCCACGAUGUUAGUGGUGCUCUGUUACUGGCUAAUGGUGAAAGUACUGGAAAUUCUGGAAGUAGCAGUGGAAACAACACAAAUGCUGGAGCUCUGGGAGCAGCUAGUGGGUCAUCUCAGACCAAUGUCUCAGGAGAUGUGGUGGUGGAGUCCUGCUGCAGUGUGCUGUCCAUGGUCUGUGCUGACCCGGUCUACAAAGUGUAUGUUGCUGCUUUAAAAACUUUAAGAGCCAUGCUGGUAUAUACACCUUGCCAUACUUCGGCAGAGAGGACUAAACUACAGCGACUUCUCAAGCCAGUUGUAGAGACAAUAUUAGUUAAAUGUGCAGAUGCUAACAGUCGAACAAGUCAACUUUCAGUCUCAACGCUAUUGGAGAUGUGUAAAGGACAAGCAGGCGAGCUGGCAGUUGGGAGAGAAAUACUUAAAUCUGGGUCUAUUGGAAUUGGUGGUGUUGACUAUGUCUUAAAUUGUAUUCUUGGAACCCAAACCGAAUCCAGCAACUGGCAAGCACUACUGGGGAGACUUUGUCUAAUAGAGAGACUUCUAUUGGAAUUUCCCGGUGAAUUUUAUCCCCACAUUGUCUGUGGAGAUAUUUUGCAGGCUGAUACCAUAGUAGACAGGUAUAAGAAACUUCUUUCCCUCUUAACAUUCACCUUGCAGUCAAUUGACAAUUCCCACUCAAUGGUUGGUAAACUAUCACGGAGAGUGUUUUUGAGUGCAGCAAGAAUGGUGGCAAGAGUGCCCCACAUUUUUGUAAAGCUGCUGGAAAUGCUGAGUGUGACAAGCUCAACUCAUUACGCAAGGAUGCGUCGCCGUCUGAUGGCAAUAGCAGAUGAAAUGGAAAUUGCGGAAGCCAUCCAGCUAGGCAUGGAAGAAAUGCAGUCUGGGGAAUGUCGACAUGAAGACUUUUUGCAGCUGCCUGUACCAGAUAACUCUCCAGAAGCUACAGAAAGUAAUACUCCUAACAAUACUAUCCAGUUAUCAGGGAAAAGUGCAAAAAGUUCAAGUGAUAAAAAACUGAGUGCCAGUCCAGAGGACAUUUCUGAGAUGCUGGCUGGCCUUGCUGUGGGACUUCCUGUUUCAUCAGUAGCCACUGAGCAACCAAAGCCAUCCAUUCAAACAAAAGGAAAACCCCACAGUCAGUGUUUGAACUCAUCUCCCUCAACCAGUAAUUCCCAGUUACUAUUCCCAACACUUUUGUCUCCUUCAAGUCCAUCUGUACCAGCUGGCACUGUAACAGAUGUCUCUAAACUCAGAACUCAGGGAUUUGUUCCCUGCAAAAACCCCUCACCUUCUCCUCAGACAAAGCGGAAGCUUUCUCUCCAGUUUCAGAGAAACUGUUCUGAUAAUAAAGAACCAGAGAAACUUUCUCCAGUUUUCACCCAAGCCAGGCCACUGCAAUCCAGUCACAUACACAGGCCAAAGCCAUCACGACUCACCCCAAGUGAUAUGAGCAAGCAGGGAGAAACCUUAAAACACAGUAUGACACUUGACCUGAACGAUGCUUCGCAGUGUGAUGGCAAUAGUGGUAGUACUAGCAGUGCAGUUAUACCAAGUGAGGAGACAGUGUUCACACCAGUGGAUGAAAAGUGUCGACUGGAUGUUAAUGCGGAGCUCAAUUCCAGUAUUGAGGACCUGCUGGAGGCAUCUAUGCCAACAAGUGAUGGCACAGUUACAUUCAAGUCUGAAGUUGCAGUUCUUUCUCCUGAGCGGGCAGAAAAUGAUGAUACUUACAAAGAUGAUGUUAAUCAUAAUCAAAAAUGCAAGGAAAAGAUGGAGGCUGAAGAGGAAGAAGCUUUAGCUAUUGCUAUGGCAAUGUCAGCGUCUCAAGAUGCCCUGCCAAUAAUUCCCCAGCUGCAGGUUGAAAAUGGCCAAGAUAUCAUAAUCAUUCAGCAGGAUACACCAGAAACCCUGCCUGGACAUACCAAAGCAAAACACCAUUACAGAGAAGAUGCAGAAUGGUUGAAAGGUCAGCAAAUUGGCCUUGGAGCUUUCUCUUCUUGUUACCAAGCUCAGGAUGUGGGAACGGGGACAUUAAUGGCUGUAAAACAGGUGACAUAUGUCAGGAACACGUCAUCAGAGCAAGAAGAGGUAGUUGAAGCACUGAGAGAAGAAAUAAGGAUGAUGAGUCAUCUGAACCAUCCUAACAUUAUUCGAAUGUUAGGUGCUACAUGUGAGAAGAGCAACUAUAAUCUCUUUAUUGAAUGGAUGGCAGGUGGUUCAGUUGCUCAUCUGUUAAGUAAAUAUGGAGCCUUUAAAGAAUCGGUUAUUGUUAAUUACACAGAACAACUGUUACGUGGCCUUUCUUACCUCCACGAGAAUCAGAUAAUCCAUAGAGAUGUUAAAGGUGCCAAUUUGCUAAUUGACAGCACAGGUCAUAGAUUAAGAAUUGCUGAUUUUGGAGCUGCAGCCAGGUUGGCAUCAAAAGGAACGGGUGCUGGGGAGUUUCAGGGACAGUUGUUGGGAACUAUUGCAUUUAUGGCACCAGAGGUUCUGAGAGGUCAGCAGUAUGGUAGGAGCUGUGAUGUGUGGAGCGUUGGCUGUGUCGUUAUAGAAAUGGCUUGUGCUAAACCUCCCUGGAAUGCAGAGAAACACUCCAAUCAUCUUGCUCUCAUAUUUAAGAUUGCUAGUGCAACUACUGCUCCAUCAAUUCCUACACAUCUCUCUCCUGGUUUGAAAGAUGUGACUCUUCGGUGUCUGGAACUUCAACCUCAGGACAGACCACCAUCAAGGGAGCUGCUGAAACACCCAGUCUUUCGUACCACAUGGUAGCUACUAUGUAUAAAGCUAGAGCACUGAAGAAGAUGCUACUGAAUAUACAAUAACUGUUCUGCAGUGCAGUUAAGCACAGCAAAUCAUAUUAUUCUGCUGGCCUUAAUGAUAGAUACAUCAAGGACUUAAAGCCAGUGGAGAACCCUACCUAAGUGUGUGAUUGACAAAUCAAGAUCUUUACCUAAGCUCAUUAUGCAACAUUUCACGACUUGUGCAGAGAUUUGUAAACUGUGCCUUUCAAACAUCUGGCUCUGUGUGCACACAAAAGCAUUUUUCCUUAACUCUGCAUGAUUACUUAGCAGAC
Messenger RNA from Dryobates pubescens (Downy woodpecker), 5089 nucleotides. It is a transcript of the gene MAP3K1, whose product is annotated as mitogen-activated protein kinase kinase kinase 1. The transcript is spliced from 20 exons. Gene Ontology annotation, biological process: protein phosphorylation. The record is from RefSeq and is a predicted model, not a curated record. The annotation marks the transcript as partial. Gene Ontology annotation, molecular function: protein kinase activity; zinc ion binding; ATP binding. NCBI's taxonomy places the organism in Eukaryota, Metazoa, Chordata, Aves, Piciformes, Picidae.